Molecule: messenger RNA, 1071 nt
Organism: Sphaerulina musiva SO2202
Lineage: Eukaryota; Fungi; Ascomycota; Dothideomycetes; Mycosphaerellales; Mycosphaerellaceae
Product: FAD/NAD(P)-binding domain-containing protein
Exons: 3
Biological process (GO): secondary metabolite biosynthetic process
Molecular function (GO): FAD binding; monooxygenase activity
Source: RefSeq, a predicted model, not a curated record
GGACAAACAAAUAUAAAGUAUCUAUCGGUUCACGGAAAUACACCAUUUAUACUCAGCAAUUGACUUCCCGUCCUUGAAACGCAGUGCAACAAAAGAAACAUGGAGUACUACAAAGAAACGUGGAAGCUGGAAGCGACACCAGAGAAGAAGCUGGAUGUGCUGAUUGUCGGAGCUGGCAUAGCAGGUCUUGCCACUGCCAUUGGGCUUCGACAGUCGGGACACAAAGUCCGCGUUCUGGAGCAGGUCCAGGAGAUUGCAGAAGUGGGAGCCGGGAUCCAGAUGGCACCCAACAAUAUGCGUAUCCUCGGCCGCUUCGGUAUCCUUCCAGAGAUUGUCAAGUACUGCAGUUUCAUGAAGAACAAUUCCCUUCGCCGAUGGCAAGACAAUAGUGAAUUGGGCACCGCGCCUCUCAUGCCCGCCAUUGCAGAAAAGUACGGUGCUCCGUUGGGCGCAAUUCACAGGGGUGAUUUACAAAGAGUCUUGUUGGAAGCGGCCAAAGCCUCGGGUGCCGAAAUUCUCACUAAUCACAAAGUCAUCAAAGUCGACGAUGAAUUUGCUGGAAAAGUGCAAUUGAAGAGCGGCGAAUGGCUGCAAGGCGAUUUGAUCGUGGCUGCUGAUGGCAUCAAGUCGCACAUUAGAGCCCAGAUCGCUGAGCACCACAACCACAAGGACCAUGCGACACCUACUGGGGACGCCGCGUAUCGGAUCAUGAUACCAAAGGACAAGCUGGAACACGAUGAAUAUGCUUUGCAACUGCUGCAAUCAGGAACAGGUAUGAGGUGGAUGGGACCAGGCGGUCACAUCAUGGCAUAUCCAGUCAAGAACAACACCGUCUACAAUAUGGUACUCCUCCAUCCCCAAAAGACUCCAGACCAAGACGCCGCCGAAGAGUCCUGGACGCGCAAAGGCGACAAAAAAGAAAUGUUAGAUUUCUACAAAGCCUGGACCCCCGAAGUCCAAAACCUCCUCUCCUACGUCCCCGACGGCGACGUCAUGGAAUGGACUCUGAAUUCGCACACUCCCCUCCCGUCCUGGAUCGAAAACAAAGUCGUUUUAAUCGGCGACGCCAGC